Besnoitia besnoiti is the source of this 2550-nucleotide messenger RNA. RefSeq lists its product as uncharacterized. The coding region runs from base 1 to 2550 and encodes 849 amino acids. Gene Ontology annotation, molecular function: GTPase activity; GTP binding. Gene Ontology annotation, cellular component: mitochondrion. The record is from RefSeq and is a predicted model, not a curated record. The transcript has a single exon. Lineage: Eukaryota; Apicomplexa; Conoidasida; Eucoccidiorida; Sarcocystidae.
AUGAGGGCGGCGACUUUCCGCUUCAAGCCUGUGCCGCUUCUGAGUCGUCGAGGCGGAAGAACGCUUUGCUACGCACAAAAAGAAGACAGAACUCGCAAAGCCACACUCAGACUUGCCUCUUCGUCUUCCUCUCCGCCGGAUGCGGCGCCUCUAAACACCUCUUUUUCUCGUCUUCUCUCCUCUUUCAGCGGGCCUCUGGCUUCUCCUCCGUGCUGUGCGAGGUUACGCUCUUUUCUCGCUUGGUAUUCGACUGCCGCGUGUGUUGCUCCUUCUGCAGUGACUGUCACUUCCACCGCUGCCUUGCCUCGGCCUCCUUCGCGCUCUUGUCACGUAUCUGUUCAUUUCUUUCCUUGGGCAAACUCGCCUGCAAACUCUCCUGGACCCUCGUCCUGUUCUUCGUCUCUUUCUCCGUCUGUUUUCCCUUUUUUUUCUUCGUCCUGUUUUCUCCUGAAUGACGCGUUUGACGUUUCUCGUCCUCCACCCCGCCGUUUUUCAGCGGUUGACUCGCAGCGCUCAUCUUACUCUCCGUCCUCUCCCUCCCCGCUCAGCGGGCUCCCUCGCUACGUAGCUUCUGCCGCAUCUUGUCGACCGUCUCCGCCGCGCCCUGCGCACGCAGCUUCGCUGGGUUCGCUUGCUUUGUUUCGCCCUUCGCGGAGGCCGCGUCCUCACCUUUUCGGAGCGUUUGCUGGCUUUCCUUCGCGCCCUUUCUCUUCGUCUGCCUUCGUGGACUCGCGCGUCGUCCGCGUGUAUGGCGGCGACGGCGGCGCGGGCUCCUGCAGCUACACGAAGCACGCGAAGCAGAUCCUGGUCGGUCCAGGAGUUCCCUCCGGCGGAAAGGGCGGCGAUGGCGGCAGCGUGAUUCUUCGCGUGCUGCCCACUCGCAAAGCCGCUACCGUCGCCGGCGACGAGCCCUCGUCUCACGCGUCUUCCUGCUCGCCUUCUUCCUCGGCUUCUGCCUCGCUGUCUUCUCUGUCGUUUGCCUCCGCAUCAUCGCCGGCCUUCCACACCUUCGAGGGGGAGUCGGGCGCGCGGAGGCCGCCGGUUUUUUCGCUGACGAAGAAGUCUGAGCGGGAGGCGAAGGUCGUCUUCUCCGCGGCGAGCGCCUCGGGGGGCCUGGGCAGCCUCCCGGGCUGGGCGCGCGGCGAGGACGGCGAGGGCGGCGGCAAGAUGCAUCGCCCCGGUAGAAACGGCCGCGACACGAUUCUUCACGUGCCGCCUGGAACCGUUGCUUGGGAGCUUAGGCCGCGAAGGAGACGUCGCUCCGAAGCCCACGCAGCGCGGCCUGCCUCUCCGUGCGAAGGGGCCGAGGACACAGAGGACGCGGCGGAGAUGGAAGACGCUGAAGGCAGUGGGGACGGGGGUGGAACGGCGCCUGUAGCCUACGAUCGCGUGUUUUUGGGCGAGUUGGUGGCCUCAUCGGCGCCUCUGGUCGUGGCUCGCGGCGGGCGGGGCGGCCGCGGCAACUCGCGCGCGGACCCGCACAAGGCCGAACGCGGCGAGCCUGGGGAGGAGCGACUGCUUGAGGUUGAGUUGAAGUGCAUCGCCGACGUGGGCUUGGUCGGCUUUCCCAACGCAGGCAAGUCCUCGAUUCUCGCGGCGCUCUCGCGCUGCGCAGCUCGCGUGGCGGCGUUCCCCUUCACGACGACGGCGCCGAAUGUAGGGCAGAUCGACUUCCUCACCGGCGAGACGCUGACGGUCGCCGACUUGCCUGGCCUCGUGGAGCACGCGCAUCUGAACGAGGGCAUGGGUCACGCCUUCCUCAGACACUGCGAGCGAACCAACCUCCUCGUCUACGUCGUCGACGUCAGCGGCGAGUCAGCCACCGAGGUCGUCGCAGACGCCGAGGCAGACGGCGCGCAGGGCGGCGCCGACGCGCGGGCGGACAGCGCGGACGAGCCUUUCUGCGCGCUGCCUGGCGACAGCCGGAGAUGGAUUGCGGACAUGCCUCGAAUCCCGCGCGACCCCCUCAAGGCGUUCUUCGCGCUCUACCGCGAGGUCUGUCUGUACAGCGCGAGUCUGGCGACACGGCCCUUCAUCCUCGCCGCGACCAAGUGCGACGUGCGCCCAGCAGCGACGCUCCGAAGCGUCGAUCGGCUGUGGAGGGAACUGAACAGCCCCGAGCAGCAGCGGCGCCUCGCCCGCCUCCGGCAGCUCGCGCUCGAGCGCCACGGCCCCCCAGCGCCCGCCGGAGGAGACACACGGGGCGAAGCGCGCGCGCGCCUGAGGGCUGAACGCGACCUGCAGGCCCCCCUGAGAGGCGCGGAAGAGACAGAAGAAAGAGCAGAAAGCCGCGACGCAGGUGUCGCGCAAGACGCAGCGCGGAGCACGCGCCCAGAGAGGGAGUGCAGAGCGUUGGAGCCGCGCGCGAGCGAGGCAAAAAGGAGUGAGGGCGGAAGAAGACAGAAGAUUCAGGUCGUCGCCGUUAGCGCGCGGAAGGGACAGGGCCUGGAGCUGCUUGCCGAGACGAUGCGCGCCGGCGUCGAGGCUCACCGUGCAGACAGGGAGCGCGUCAUGCGCGAGCAACUCGAGGAGUGGAGGCGCCGAGGCUGA